AUCACCCCCAUCUACACCGCACUCAACUGGGAGGAGAUGCCGUCGGACAACGUCCUGAGAACGAUUUCGAGGAACCACCGGGGGUUCGUGUACUGCACGGCCAUUGAGCGCGGUGACUACUCGGACUGGAAGUUCCUCUGGGACCGCUUCGUGGGGGGCUCCCAGGAUGUCGGCUACGAAAGGUCCGACAUCGUGUGGGCCCUCACUUGUUCCCGGAACCAGCGCAUCACGCGAACGCUUCUUAAGAAAACGCUCAACGAAAAAUUGCUGAGGCCAGAAGACUGCGUCAAGAUCUUCGACCACGUUUCCCAGCAAGGCGCGGGGGCGAGAAAUAUUACGAUGGAUUUUAUCCGAAGGAACUGGCCUUCUAUGUUCUUCAUGUGGAAGGAUAAAUUCCUGGAAAUUCUCAUCCAAAUGUCAUCCAGAAUCUUGGAUGAGAAAGAAUUCAACGAAAUGAGAAGCCUAUACUACAACUUCAACGACACAAUGGCGGAAGUUACCUGGGCGUUCCAGCAGUCAAGUCACAACAUCAUUUCAAACUCAGCAUGGAUGAACUCUCAAUAUAAAGACAUACAGAAGUGGCUCCAAGCUAAUAUCACAUAG
Molecule: messenger RNA, 603 nt
Organism: Ixodes scapularis (black-legged tick)
Lineage: Eukaryota; Metazoa; Arthropoda; Arachnida; Ixodida; Ixodidae
Product: aminopeptidase N
Exons: 5
Coding region: 37-603 (188 amino acids)
Biological process (GO): proteolysis; peptide catabolic process
Cellular component (GO): cytoplasm
Molecular function (GO): peptide binding; zinc ion binding; metalloaminopeptidase activity
Source: RefSeq, a predicted model, not a curated record